UCUUCGUCUUCGUUUCGACGAACUAGGGUUUCGAAACCCUAAGCCCCUGCAUCUCUUUGGUGGCCCUACUCUUCUCGAUCCUAGGUCGGAGGUUUUCAUGUUGGAUUUGGGUGGAUUUCCAAUGUCGGCAGCCGCAGGAAGUGCCAAGCGAAGCAGGGAGGAGUCCGAGUGCCUGAGGCCUGAGAGGAAGGCGAAGAAGCGAGAGAGUGUUGAUGACGACCCAGAUCUCGAUCUAUCCAGUGAUAUCAAGGGGAUCAUAUCGGCCUUGCAUCAGAUCAGAGAAAAAGCUCUGAAGGAUGGGCAAAAGAAGGCCGAGGAAACGAUAAAGAGUCUAGAGUUGGAGAUCCAAUCAAUGACAGAUGAUGCCAAAUCAAAGUUCGACAAAGAAAGGCAGAGUUUGAUGAAGGCAUUAUUAAAGAGUUCUAAAGAGUGUGAGAGCUCUUUGAAAACAGAGUACAGCAAGUUUCAAGCAGCUUAUGAAAAGUUUUGCAAGGAGAAACAAGCACAUAUACAGGCUUUUAAAGACAUAUAUUCCAAAUACGAAGAUGAAAAGGAAAAAUUGUCCAUUCGAUAUGAACAACACAGAAAGAAAGAGAAAACUAGUCUCUCUGAACUCGAGAAGACCUGUACAGACAAGCUAGCCAGUGCAGAAGAAUCUCUGAAAAAGAAGAUGCAGGAUGACAGAUCUUUCAGCAUCUUACGCAAAUCUCUUGGAUCAUUCUUAGGAAAUGCCUCCGAUGAGGACUUUGGCCCUGAUGAAUGAGCAAUCUCAUUCCUCGUCUCGUUGAUCCUUGAAACAUUGAGAAUAUCAAAGAGUUUUCAUUUUAGUUUCCUUGGCUUGGGUAAGAAUGGAGAUUGCUCCAUUAUUGCCAUUAGCUUUUUUUCAUUUUUUGGGGAUUAAGGAAAAGGUUAUCAGUUCAUUAUUUGCAACUGCAACUAGCUCUUACCAGAACUUUUUUUUUGUUAGAUACUUAGGACCGCCAGAUGUACGGCUUGUAAUA
Molecule: messenger RNA, 1001 nt
Organism: Musa acuminata AAA Group (dessert banana)
Lineage: Eukaryota; Viridiplantae; Streptophyta; Magnoliopsida; Zingiberales; Musaceae
Exons: 8
Coding region: 98-763 (221 amino acids)
Source: RefSeq, a predicted model, not a curated record